CUCACUUUUAAUUGCAAUACCAGCAUGUUUAACACAUUUCGGUCGGCUGUCGACUUAAUGAACAGCUAAUAACUUGCACGCUUUUUGGAAAAGACUGCCAUACUGGUGAUCGCGUGUGCGCACGAGCUGACAAGCUGUGGGUCCCUCCCCUUGGUUGUGAAGGUAGACAAAAGGCUACAAUGUAGGACCGCAAGCUAUGGUCAGCGGCCGGAGUAAUUCACCGUGCAGCCUGAUUGAUGAGCCUGUCACUGGUGGGAGACCAGAUCAGAUUUAAGGGGCUCAGUUGCCAAUAUAAUCCGGUGCUUUCUACUGGGCGUCCCUGACUGCAGCAGCGAGACGUGUUCACGCGUCUGAAGUAAUCAGUCCGUAGAAGAAACCUAUAGGCUACUUCAGUGGAAUCAGGGAAGAACCGUUUAGAGUGUUCAGGUUUCUCCAGGAGCAACUGCCUUCUGAAAUGCAAGUAUAAAAAGUAAAGCAAAAUAUAGACCUUCUGCCUGCACCCAAAAGCAAGAUCCGUGCGCAAAACUGGUCGAUCUUGUUGACUUUCUCCCCUUAUUAACGUCAUGGACUUCACCGGAGGAGUGCCACUAAGGGGCUUGAACGAGAGCUGCCAACAUCACGGGACAACCGGGGUGGGAUCAGCCGCGAAGAACCCGGUGGUACGACGACACUCCCCGUCCAACUACAGCAUCGAUUUUAUCCUGGGCACGCCGUCCGCAAUUAGCGCACCGGCGCGGGCAGAGCCAUGCCACAUCCGCGUGCCCGUCUUCGGCACCAGACGUUGCUGGGACUUCACCCAGUGUCAACAGGGGAGAGACAGUGCCCAACGGUCCUCGUUGCACCCGGAUGAGAGGACCCCACAGUCCACCGUUCCCAGCGAUCCCAAUCGGGGUUUCCAGCACAGGCCAAGCACCGACAACUCCCCGGGCUCCGACCCGUACAACUCGGACCCCGAGCCUUUGCUGGCGGCCGGGCCGUGCGAGCACGGCGAGAGCUCCUCGCCCGAGCCCGCCUCGCCCCAGUCGUCGGGCAGGGAGGACAGCGGGGAGGCUGACGACGGGGACGGCACCGGUCACCCCAAGGCGGCCCGGAAGGUGCGCCGAAGUCGCACCACCUUCACCACCUAUCAGUUGCACCAGCUGGAGCGGGCCUUCGAGAAGACGCAGUACCCGGACGUCUUCACCAGGGAGGAACUGGCCAUGAGGUUGGAGCUGAGCGAGGCGAGAGUUCAGGUGUGGUUCCAGAACAGAAGAGCGAAAUGGCGUAAGAUGGAGAAGGUGCAAAGUCGGGAGAGUCCCUCGGGUUACUUCAGUUCUCACUAUCCAAGUGACUUAGUGGGUUCUCAUGGUUUGGACUCGUCAAUCCCUACAGAAUGUGCUUGGGCGAUGCACAGCGGCAGCCCCGCCGGGAUGAACCCCGGGCUACUGGCGCAGGUCCCUGUCCCAAUAGCUGCACAGCACGGUCUCGGUUCCAUGGUCAGAGGCUACCCGCUCUUUGGGCACCACCUUGCUCCCGGCCAUUCUCACCACUACGCCCAACAGCACCACCAGCAGCAGGCCGCUGCUUCCUACUGGCUGGCCCGGCAAGCCACCUUCCCGGUCCCAUGGCACCUAUCCAGCCUGCGCAUUCCGAGCCUGAGGCCAACCGAGUCAAAGGAACUGUCAACCGCCGCAUCGCCCCCCGCCAAGAAGCCGGCAAGCCUUGGCGGUGAGUUCCACAUGGACUCGCACUCUCUGAUGAAGAAGCAGAGUAUCGAGGCGCUACGAAGCAAGGCCCGGAGCCACAGCCGAGGCUCGGACGAGUCAGCAGUCACACCUUAAACACUAUCCCAAUUUUCAACUUUCAAUUUAUCCAGAAGAAUUUCAGUCAUCUGAGUAUGGAGGGGUCACUAUAAUAAUAUAUCACAUGGUAAUAUACAAUUAAGGGGUGCCAACUGAAUUGAGAUCGAAGCAGAAUCGUUCUUCACAUAUUCAAAAUUUUUGUUUACAUAUUCACAAUUUUUGUUGAAGUAACGUGAUUUAUUCAAGUAGUAGGCAUUCCCUUUCUAGUCACGAAAUGUUUGGUAAUUGCUACUUUAGAUCAAUAUUAUCAUUUCAAUAUUAUUUACAAUAGAAGUACCAUAAUCAUGAUAACAUUUUAAACAUAAAUUUAUUGUUCUUUCUAAAAUGAAAAUUAUUCAGAGUGCAAUUCCUCCAUUUAUCAAUGUGUUACUACGGUUUUUUAUACUCGACGUGUAAAUGCGAUAUGGAGCAGGAAGAAUCUGUGGUCGAUUUGUCCUGAUAUCAAGAUAUCAACACGAGAUGGCGCUAGACUUGUUCACAUAAAAUGUGGACAGAGUCUUCAAAGGGCAUCCUUCCCAAUGGCGAAGGACUCUGUAGCCCAGAACGCAAUGAAACAUCAUCACAGUGUGUGAAAUUUGUGAAACCUAUGGUGAAACCCACGUACAUGUAUGUUCAUGUGCACUGCCUGUUUAGUUAAUACAUGGGGUUGUAUGGGGCCGGGGCGGCGCAUGACACGACUUGGCAUAACCUUGUCCUGUCUCUUGCGACUACGGCUUCUAAUUUUGAUCAAAUGAGGCAGCGGUGAAGAGCCGGAGCCAGUGUUCGAUACCUGUGUAUGCCGUAGUCUCACAUGCAGACGCCACAUCGCGUGUUAAUAACAUAGUGUGCAACAUAUAAACCGUUGAAAAUAUUUCUUGAAGGGGUUUUCCUGAAGAUGUACCCCACAUGUAUAUUUGCAAUGGACGUUUCUAAUGACACACACGAUAAAGCCAAAAGUAGAAAGGCUUUUUAAAGUGAUAUUGAGCCAUUUUAUGCAACAUCGUCGUAAGAAGCCAGUAUCGAUCCUUGACAAACUGAUUUUUAUCGAUACCAUUAAACCCUACAAAAUUCUUCUAUUCCACAUCAAACCCUACUAAAUUACGAAAUAAAUCGCUGUGACAAGAGUAAAAUUACAGCGAACUAUAUCUCUGUAAGUUCGUGAAUCUGGAUUUAAAAACCUUUUCGAGCUAAUGACCAUCAGGAUGGCCUUUAGUUCCGCGAUGGCUUCAUACUUAUGCGUUUCACAUCCCAGUGACAACUCAAUCACGAUUUUUUUUACGGAAAGAGGGGAAAUAAACGUAUUUUCACUGCUCGAAAAUGACUGCUGCAUAUUUGAUUGCAUAAGAUCAUUGAAUAACAAAAUUAUUCCAUCAGGCGUCUCGUUUGUAUCAUAAAAGCUCGUAUCGCUGGCGUUCAGUGUACGACCCAGAACAAGAAGAAAAACUAAGUUGAGGAAGGGAACAUACGUAAACCAGCUAAUUCGGAUGAUACAGAAGCGAUGCAUCAUAACAAAGCCACUGGACACCUUGCAAUGCCUCAUAACCCCUCCGGCAGUCUUCAGAUCUCCAACAGCUUGAAUGACUGAUGACUGCUCAGCUCUCAUGAGGCACUACAGGUUGGGGGCCUGUGUGUUUUAAGUAUGAAAUAGUAGACCCUUCUUUUGCUACGUCACAGGUUCAUUUUUUUUUCAUGCGAGCCUGUCAGUGGUAACUUCCACAGGCGCACGCAUUCAUUUGAAGCCGCAACCAACAAAGCCGUGGGUCCAAUGUCAGGGUGCUGCGUAUGCGAGGCACAAGAAAUUGCACUACUAAAGCUCGGUGUAUUUUCACGAGGACAGUAUAAAUUGAAAUGGCACGCUCACCUGGGAUCGACGUUGUUCUCUGCUCUACACAUGCAAACGAGGUCGAGUUACUUCCGGGGGCAUUUCCAGGUUUAUAUAUACUGUACCAAAUUAUAUAAUUCAGUAAAAUGUCCCAAAUAAAAUGGAAAUGUUUAACUCAGUAACAGUUUUUAGCAGUCAAUAAUUAUAUAUGUGCAACCAAAUCGAUAGCAUUUUACCAAUUGUGAUGCAGAAUGAAAGAGUAAAUGAAUUAUGUAAAGACAGAAA
This is a messenger RNA of Acanthaster planci (crown-of-thorns starfish), 3927 nucleotides long. RefSeq lists its product as uncharacterized. Gene Ontology annotation, biological process: regulation of transcription by RNA polymerase II. Gene Ontology annotation, molecular function: RNA polymerase II transcription regulatory region sequence-specific DNA binding; DNA-binding transcription factor activity, RNA polymerase II-specific. Lineage: Eukaryota; Metazoa; Echinodermata; Asteroidea; Valvatida; Acanthasteridae. The record is from RefSeq and is a predicted model, not a curated record.